Phalacrocorax carbo (great cormorant) is the source of this 5626-nucleotide messenger RNA. The record is from RefSeq and is a predicted model, not a curated record. NCBI's taxonomy places the organism in Eukaryota, Metazoa, Chordata, Aves, Suliformes, Phalacrocoracidae.
CCAUGAGGAAAAGGCGUUUCAGAAAACGGAGCUGUCCACGCCCAGCCUGAAAUUUGGGGGUGGCAGGCGUUAUCGAGGUCACGGCGCCCCGGAGUUGCCCUGCUUUGUUGUAUCCCCCAGAUGCCCAGCCGAGGGAUUCCAAUAUUUAACGUUAACAGCGCGGUCCCUCAGAUCCUGGAUGUGAUGGGCUAAGAGUUGCUGGGACUGAAUUACCUUUGUGGUUUAAGGUAACUUUGCUGAGAGAUGGCGGAGCAACGUCAGGACACGAGCAUGAUGGAGGAUCAUGCAGCUGGCCAGGAGAAGCACAUCCCAUCAGGCUAUCCCCUUCAGAUACCAGUCGAUGAUGGAUCGGAUGAGCCUGUUUCUGAAACAUCUGACGCUAAGAGCACCCCAACUACGGAAGAUGCCACAGCACCUUUAGUGGAGGAAGGAGACCACGAGGAUCAGGGUGGUGUCGAACAGCCCGGGGAGAUCCCAGAAGGAACCACAGCUGAAGAGGCAGGCGUAGGAGCCACUCCCAACCUGGAGGACCAUGCUGCAGGAGAUGCUGCGCAAGGGGAGCCAAGCUCUCCAAAGCUACAGCCUGGCCCUCAGGAGCAUGUGGGAGAUGCAGUAAAAGGAGAAAGCCAGCCCACAAGGCAGGUAGCUGGGGUUCUUCAGCAGCCUCUUGUGUCGCAUGAAACGAAGGCUACGACAGCAGCUCCCACCAGAAUCGAGGUCACCAUCCCAAUACCCCUGGAUAUGUACCAAGACUCCAGAGCCCCUGAAGACAACAAUGAGUUGUGGGAUCAUCGGGGCAGAGAAGGCAUUGGUGUGGAUCCAGCGCUGGGGGCAGAGCUAGGUCGCGAUGUGCGCACUGAGGGGUUGGCAGGAGCAGGUGGCACAGAUGACUCCCAUAUUAAAGAUGGGCCGUCUCCCGUAUCUACCAGAGCUCCAUUAAAAGAAGAUGCCAGUGGAUGGGAAAGAGAUGAGGACCGUGAUAUUGAUGAAACUUCUGAACCAGAUUUGCUUUCACUGGUGGGACAACAUGUUUCACCAGCACCUGAAAUGGACCUGUGUCCAGCAACAGCCAAGGCAUCUCAUGAAGAAUACGCCUUUGAAGAAAACAAGUCCAAAGAUGUCCUCAGAGACUUACCAAGAGAGGUGCUUUGUGUCGAAACCAAACCACAUAAAGCAGGAGAGGGCCAAGAGGAGAGGAGACAGCCGGUGAGGGGGGAAGAAGACACAGAUGUCACCCCAUCAGAGCCUUCUGAAAUCACCUCUCAAAAAGAAAUGGAGCCUGUGGAGGGAGAAGAUUCUAGACCUGUGCUAGAAACAGCCAAACUCCCCGUUGAGUUAAAAGAUGACAUGGGAGAUGAAGACACUCCUUUGGAAGAGGCUGUGCCGGAUACAGGAGAACGCCGGACACCCAAGAAGAAACCCUGUGCCCAUGUUGCAGAUAAAGCUGUCAGUCGUGUCCCUCUCCUGAAAGGUCGUAUUGACAGCAAAGACAAAGAAGGGACUGAAGCUGAGGAAAAGAAGCCGAAGAAAUCCUCACCUUCCACUGCCAAACCCCCAGGCGAUAGACCCUCCAUCCCCCCCCAACGACACACCUCCUCUAGCACAACCCCUUCGAAAACACCCUCCAGCCCUGCUUCCACCUUUAAACGAGUCUCUUCUGUCACAUCCCGACCUGCCAGUACAGGAACGCAAGAAGUGAAAGCCAAGGGCUCGGAGAUGAGAGGUGGCACGAAGACGGCCACACCACGGUCUGCGGCUGGGCAGGCUCAGAGGAACUCGACCAAUGCCACGCGCAUCCCAGCAAAGACACCCACGGCCCCCAAGACACCUCCCAGCUCCGGCAGAAAGGAGCAGAAAAAACCACCUCCUGCAGCAGCAAAGUCUGAGAAAGGUGAGCAGCCAAAGUCUGGAGACAGAAGCGGUUACAGCAGUCCUGGCUCCCCCGGGACUCCAGGCAGCCGUUCCCGCACUCCCUCUCUGCCCACCCCACCAGCCAGGGAGCCCAAGAAGGUGGCAGUGGUUCGCACACCACCAAAAUCUCCUGCCUCUGCCAAGAGCCGCAUCCAGCCGUCGGCUGCACCCAUGCCUGAUCUGAAAAAUGUGAAGUCUAAAAUUGGCUCAACUGAAAACCUGAAGCACCAGCCCGGAGGUGGCAAGGUGCAGAUUAUUAAUAAGAAGCUGGACUUUAGCAGCGUUCAAUCCAAGUGUGGCUCAAAGGAUAAUAUCAAACACAUCCCAGGAGGAGGCAGUGUGCAGAUUGUUAAUAAGAAGUUGGACUUUAGCAGCGUUCAAUCCAGGUGUGGCUCAAAGGAUAAUAUCAAACACAUCCCAGGAGGAGGCAGUGUUCAAAUCGUUUACAAGCCAGUCGACCUGAGCCACGUGACAUCCAAAUGUGGUUCCCUGGGCAACAUCCAUCACAAACCAGGUGGUGGCCAGGUGGAGGUGAAAUCUGAGAAACUGGACUUCAAAGAUAAGGUGCAAUCGAAAAUCGGGUCCUUAGAUAACAUCAGCCACGUCCCUGGAGGAGGAAAUAAAAAGAUCGAGACUCAUAAGCUGACUUUCCGCGAGAACGCCAAAGCCAAGACCGACCACGGCGCCGAAAUCGUCUACAAGUCCCCCACCAUCUCCGGAGAUGCCUCCCCGCGCCGCCUUAGCAACGUCUCCUCCACCGGCAGCAUCAAUAUGGUGGACUCCCCCCAGCUCGCCACGCUAGCCGACGAAGUGUCCGCUUCGCUGGCCAAGCAGGGCUUGUGAUCGGGGCAUGGCGGGCAAAGAUGAGAGAAGACAAGGGGAAAAAAGAAAAAAAAGAAAGAAAAGAAACAAAAAUAAUAAUCUGGCCUUCUUCCUCUGUUCCUUUUACAGCUGCUUCCCCAUCCCCUAACUGGUUAAUGAUUUAACCUGCUUUUACUGUUCAUUCAGCUCUAGCUCCAGGACUUCAAAAUCAGUGACACUAUGAGGUACAAAACCUCCUCUCCCCCUGCUCCUCGGAGCGCACAGCCCGUCCCCGGCCCCCGCUCCCUCUCCCCGGCCCCGCGCGAGGUCCCCCACCGUCCCGGGAGGGCGGGGAGGGGGAUGGAGGGGGCAGCCACGGCAGGACGCUGCCCCGAGCGCCGCAGCGCAGGGCCGGCUGCGGGAAGGGGACGUGACCUUCCCACGCUCGUUCCCCUAGCGGUGCCUGGGCCCGAGGCCUGGCGUGCAGGCGGCACAGGCAGCGGGCGCUGCAGCCAGGGACUGCAGGGAGGUGCCCUCCCUUUCUGCAUUAAAUUUGCCUGCUGAUUUGGAAGAAACCUUUUGUUUUUACCUCCGAAAGCCGAGAUGUGUAUGAAGGUAACUGCCAGGUAUCCCCUAAACCCGCUCUCAGCUCCGGCAGCUGGAGUGCUGGCGACGCCGGGGUGUCCCACUGCGGAAGGGGCCCUGGACGGCUGUUCCCCUCUCCGUGGCUGUGCUGGAACCGCUGAGUGGAUGAGUAGAGGCUUUUCCCCAUUCCUUUGGCAGCCCCUCGUGUCGUAGAAUAGAUUUGUCUGUAUAUGCUUGGACCGUGCCAGGGUGAUUGUUUUCAUAAAUGAGCAUGUGUUUAAAAAAAAAGGAUAUGCUGUAAGUAGUUUUGAGCUGCCCCGCGCCGGCUCUGCUGCAACCCAAGGGGGAGCUUUGCUGAGCUCCGGGUUGUGCCCAGACCGGGCGCCCAUGGGCGGCCCAGCACCGCAUGUCUGCUGGGCCCGUGGGUGGGCGCAGAGCCCCUGCCCCGCUCCCUGGGGAGGGCCGGGGGCUGUGGCGGGGCUCCCUGGCGCCGUCACCUCCCGGGGACGCUGCACGAGGGGCGCGCGCAGCUCCAGGGCUGAGAUGGCCCCUGGAUUUGGGUGCAGCUUGUAACAUUUUUUGGGUUGUUGUUUUGUUUUUUUUCCCCUGCAAGGUCAGCUAAGAGAUCACGGAGGCGGCAGCUCCAUGGCUCUGCUGUUCUCGUGCCACUGGCAGCGGUAGGAGACAACUGGGAGGACGCGAGGGGAAGGCGCGAGGGGGGCUUCAGCUGCUGCAUGUAGGCAGCUCCCCCCGGCCCCAGCCUGUGCUCGGGGGGGGCCGCUCCCUGGCGCUGACCCCCAGCGCGCUCGCCUGGUUUCAGUCUGCAGCGUGUCCCCCCCUCGGGGGGGGGGUGUGUGGUUGUGUGUCUCCUCCACCCAGCACUGGCACCCCCAGCCCCACACCGGGGGGGGGGAGAUUCAGGUCUUCUGCUGCUUUUGUUCCUGUGGCAACCCAGGGAGUGUGAGGGGGUGACUGGGGCCGUGCUGCGCCCUUGGCUGGCCCUGCGCGCCCCUUCCUUCCACAACCAAAGAGGCUGAGGUGCCAUCGGUGCAGCUCAGCGCGCGUCCCCCCGCCCCACGUCCUCCCCAGGAGACACCCGCUGGCCUGGUGGGGUAGAGCCGGGGACGGCAGAGGGGCCACAGACCGUGCCCACCCAGGUGCCUGCGGCAGGGAAAGCCAUGCUUUCCCAGGGAGGGGCCAAAAUCCUGGUGUGACUGGCAUGGCGAGGGGUCCGGGGGGCUGGGUGCCACCGAGGCUGCGCUGGCCGCUGCAGUGCGGGCAGGCAGCGUGUCCCCCCCGGGCAGGACCCGCUCCAGCCUUAGCAGGAGCUGCUGGACCUGCCAUGCUGCUGCGGCCAUCGCACACCCCGCACGGGCGCUGCAGCGUUGUCCUGCCCGGCGCUGAGGAGGAGGGGUGGGUUGGGGGGAUGGUGGUCGUUUUCGGGGGGGGGGGUCCAACCAUUGUCUCCGCAGCCCCAGGCGCUGCUCUACUGCUGGGAGAGGCUGGGCCAGCACGAACAAACAGGUCACACGAAAGCCCACGUCCCGCUUGUCACUCGCUCCGUUUCAGUUGACGCGCUGAUUGUAAGAGGCUGUACGCCGGCCUGUGACUGUAUCGGUGUCGGCUGUAGGAGCCGCUGCGGUUAUUUUUGUCCUUUGUAAAAUGAGCAAGUGGGAGAACCACCGACCGCCCGGCACCCCUCUGCCCCUUUCCAGCUGCAGGAGGGCGCGUAGCUGAGCUCGCCCACCCCCAGCGCCCGAGGGACACCAACACCCAGGGCCGGGGUGGCCUUAGUGCGCCAGGGAGCGGCGUCUUCCCGCUGCGCCUGUCCUCGGCUGAGACACCCCCAACCCUGUCUGCCGCCGGGGGUCCCGGGGCAGCCCUUACACCCACCACGGUGCCCGCUGUCCCCUUCCAGCGGCCCGAGCCACGGCCCCGACCCCGCGUUCAGACCCGGGCCGGUGGGUUACCACGAGCAGCUGCGCAGACUGACCCGUGGCUUUUCCUUUACUCCACACACAUCUUGGUCUGAAAAGGGUUAAAACUGGCACUGAUUAAAAAAACACCCCAUAUUUCUGCACUCAAAAAAAAAAAAAGAAAAAAAAGAAAAAAAAAAGUUAUUAACUGAGUUUCCGGUGCCCGACUGCCGGUGGUGCUGGCAGCCCCGCGUCCCUGCGCCGCGCCGGGGCGGGGAGGGAAGGUUUGAUCUCAGUGUAUCAUUCUAGCUUAGCUUCUGUCUGUGGGUGUCCAUAGUGUAUCGUGCGUUUUAACAACUGGUUUACACUGUUGCCGUAAAAGUGAAUUUGGAAAUAAAGUCAUUACUACAAUA